AUGUGGCAGCCCUGGAAGCGAUUCGCAAAGAAGCUUGGCGGGGCCAGCCAAAUAAAGAUGAGCCGAGCACUGUCCUUUGGUUCUUUGAUGGUGAAGUCGUCAAAGGUGGAGGGCCAUCUCUCCAAAGUGGAAUCGAUGUGUCAGAAUCCAAACUUUCUUGAUGCUCUGGACAACCAGAUUUACAGGCUUUCGAUGGGCUUUCGUCGGUGCUUAGAUUUGACGAUGCGGUCUGCUCCAACGAACGAACCUGGAGGCCACUCCAGACGCCGAGUCCCCGACUCGGAAGCUGAGCACCGGAACAUCGGAAGUGGAAAGCGCAAGCCAAGGCGAUCCUCGGACCUCGAGGGGGUUCAAGAAGGGGACAUCUCAACCAGAUCUGCUACACGCGACAGAGCAAGUGAUAGCUUCACAUGA
Molecule: messenger RNA, 414 nt
Organism: Aureobasidium melanogenum CBS 110374
Lineage: Eukaryota; Fungi; Ascomycota; Dothideomycetes; Dothideales; Saccotheciaceae
Exons: 1
Coding region: 1-414 (137 amino acids)
Source: RefSeq, a predicted model, not a curated record